UUGGCUGUCAAGGCAAGGUAAAUUGAUGCUCUUGAACUUGCCUGCAACUGCACCACUGAGGAAGGAUUGCAAAGUUGUGGUUGUGUUGCGUCAGCGGAACACACUUCUCAGCUUACACUUGGUCACAACUUUGGUCGAAGCCAUGACACUUCUUUUACGUGUGGUGCUGCCAUGGCUGUUCUUUGUUGGAGAGCUUCAAGCAAGUAUAAAAUCUACCAAUCAUGGCUUUGGGGGUCUUGAUGCCAGUAAACCCCAGCAGAGCUUCCAGCCCCGGACGCAUCUCUCCCAGCCUCAGUCCCCCGGCUACGUGCCUGGUCCCUUGGUUCCUGGUUACAAACCUGAGCCUCAGGUUCCUGGAUACAAGCCCCAGGAUCCCACCUACAAGCCCCAGCCACAGGACCCUAGCUACAAGCCCCAGCCUCACGAUCCCAGCAACAAGCCUCAGUCUUCUAACUACAAACCUCAACCCCAGUCCCAGGUGCCACGCUAUCACUAUAAGCCCCAGAUGAUGCGCUACCAGCCCCAGAUGAUGCGUUACCAUGCUCAGCCACAUGUGCCACGUUACCAUCCCCAUUUCAAGCCUCAGCCCCCACGCUUCCAGUCCCAGAUGCCACAUUACCCAUCUCAACCACUACACUACCAGCCCCAGUCCCCACCCCAAGUGCCGCCCUAUGAGGCCCUUUCCCAGGACAAACCCCAAGUACCAACCUACCAGCCCUCUUCCCAGCCAAAGCCCCAGGGGCCACCCUACCAGCAUCCUUCCCAGCCAAAGCCCCAGGGCCCACCCUACCAGCAUCCUUCCCAGCCUAAGCCCCAGGGCCCACCCUACCAGCAUCCUUCCCAGCCUAAGCCCCAGGGCCCACCCUACCAGCAUCCUUCCCAGCCUAAGCCCUGGGGUCCACCCUACCAGCAUCCUUCCCAGCCCCAGGGCCCACCCUACCAGCACCCUUCCCAGCCUAAGCCCCAGGGGCCACCCUACCAGCACCCUUCCCAGCCUAAGCCCCAGGGGCCACCCUACCAGCACCCUUCCCAGCCUAAGCCCCAGGGGCCACCCUACCAGCACCCUUCCCAGCCUAAGCCCCAGGGGCCACCCUACCAGCACCCUUCCCAGCCUAAGCCCCAGGGGCCACCCUACCAGCACCCUUCCCAGCCUAAGCCCCAGGGGCCACCCUACCAGCACCCUUCCCAGCCUAAGCCCCAGGGGCCACCCUACCAGCACCCUUCCCAGCCUAAGCCCCAGGGGCCACCCUACCAGCACCCUUCCCAGCCCAAACCCCAAGGGCCAUACCAGCCACCCUACCAGCACCAGGGGCCACCUUACAAGCACAAGCUGCGCUACCAGUCAGGCAGUAAUACUGGCUUUUAUCCUACUUCACUGCCUCAAGGGCAAUCCAGCCAGUUUGGCUACAUGCGUAGUUAAAGCUUGGGGGAUGCUCGACCUGAGGCCUGACAUGUCAGGAGGUACGUCUUCAGCUGCUUGGAAACAGUUGGAAUUUAUCUUCUGUAAAAUAAAGCGUAAUUCCUACAUGA
Molecule: messenger RNA, 1530 nt
Organism: Amphiprion ocellaris (clown anemonefish)
Lineage: Eukaryota; Metazoa; Chordata; Actinopteri; Pomacentridae
Product: basic salivary proline-rich protein 1-like
Exons: 4
Coding region: 26-1420 (464 amino acids)
Source: RefSeq, a predicted model, not a curated record